This is a messenger RNA of Neogale vison (American mink), 1106 nucleotides long. RefSeq names its product HRas proto-oncogene, GTPase (gene HRAS). The transcript is spliced from 5 exons. Bases 208 to 777 code for a protein of 189 amino acids. Gene Ontology annotation, molecular function: GTPase activity; GDP binding; GTP binding. Lineage: Eukaryota; Metazoa; Chordata; Mammalia; Carnivora; Mustelidae. Gene Ontology annotation, biological process: Ras protein signal transduction; cellular senescence. The record is from RefSeq and is a predicted model, not a curated record. Gene Ontology annotation, cellular component: plasma membrane.
GCAACAUGGGGGGGUCCGCAGCCGGUCUAAGGCUGGCGCUGGCCUGCCCAGGCACGCUGCUGUGGCCCGACCUGUUCUUGCAGGGAGGGGACCGGUAACCUCCGCCUGCAGGGCUUCCAGUUCAGGCUUUCUGCCUACCCAGCAACUUCUAAUUUGGGCGGGACCGGAGACCACCGCAGUGCCCCGUGCUUCAGCCCUUGAGGAGCGAUGACGGAAUAUAAGCUUGUGGUGGUGGGCGCUGGAGGCGUGGGGAAAAGUGCCCUGACCAUCCAGCUGAUCCAGAACCACUUUGUGGAUGAGUACGACCCCACCAUCGAGGACUCCUACCGGAAGCAAGUGGUUAUCGACGGGGAGACGUGCCUGCUGGACAUCCUGGACACGGCGGGCCAGGAGGAGUACAGCGCCAUGCGGGAUCAGUACAUGCGCACCGGGGAGGGCUUCCUGUGUGUGUUUGCCAUCAACAACACCAAGUCCUUUGAGGACAUCCACCAGUACAGGGAGCAGAUCAAGCGAGUGAAGGACUCCGAUGACGUGCCCAUGGUGCUGGUGGGGAACAAGUGUGACCUGGCUGCCCGCACCGUGGAGUCCCGGCAGGCACAGGACCUCGCCCGUAGCUACGGCAUCCCCUACAUUGAGACGUCAGCUAAGACGCGCCAGGGCGUGGAGGAUGCCUUCUACACGCUGGUGCGCGAGAUUCGGCAGCACAAGGUGCGGAAGCUGAGCCCGCCCGACGAGGGGGGCCCCGGCUGCAUGAGCUGCAAGUGUCUGCUGUCCUGACGUCCCUUCGGGGCCCCCCGCCCCUCCCCCCACCAUCUCGCAGGCCCUCUGUGCCCCCGGAGCAUGGGCACGGAGCACGGGCAUGGGGCAUGCAGGUGCCAGAUGCCAGGAGGAGGUGCUGCCGUCGGAGGGAGGGGCAGGGGAGGGAAGGAAGGAAGCGCCCCCGGGCCGGCCCAGGCUCCCUGCACGGAGUCCGCACACCUCCCAGGACGCUUUGCACAGACUGUGGUGACCUGAGGCCACCGGCACCCGGCUGUCACUCGUCCCCCAGCCCCGUCCUGGUCCUCUGGGCACAGGCUGAGUUGCAGUAAAUUAUUGGAUGAUCUUGA